Messenger RNA from Nanorana parkeri, 3947 nucleotides. RefSeq names its product sulfatase 1 (gene SULF1). Gene Ontology annotation, cellular component: cell surface; Golgi apparatus; plasma membrane. NCBI's taxonomy places the organism in Eukaryota, Metazoa, Chordata, Amphibia, Anura, Dicroglossidae. The transcript is spliced from 19 exons. Gene Ontology annotation, molecular function: N-acetylglucosamine-6-sulfatase activity; glycosaminoglycan binding; calcium ion binding. The coding region runs from base 168 to 3533 and encodes 1121 amino acids. The record is from RefSeq and is a predicted model, not a curated record.
CAUUUGCGCCCUUUGUGGGAUGAUGUGCAUGGCAAUGCCAACAUCACGCUCUUUUUAAAGAGCUCAUCUUUCAAAAGACUUCUCUAACAAGCCAAACGAUUGCCUACAAAUAGCAGAAGGGACACACAGCAUCAUCUGGUCACAGCAGAGCCGGCAACACCUCUACAAUGAAGUAUUACUGUUUUGCACUUCUUUUUAUGAUACUGGACAUGGAGCUUCCAGCAAGCCACGGCUCAACACUGAAAGCAGGAAAAUCUAGAGGCCGUUUGCCAGUGGACAGGAGGAACAUCAGGCCGAAUGUUAUUUUGGUUCUCACUGAUGACCAGGAUGUGGAACUAGGUUCGUUGCAGGUGAUGAACAAGACCAGGAAAAUAAUGGAGGAAGGAGGUGCAAAUUUCAUAAAUGCAUUUGUGACCACUCCCAUGUGUUGUCCCUCCCGCUCAUCUUUGCUAACUGGGAAAUAUGUCCACAACCACAAUAUUUUUACCAACAAUGAAAAUUGCUCCUCUCCAUCUUGGCAAGCUAUACAUGAACCACGUACAUUUGCAGUGUACCUCAAUAAUACGGGAUACAGGACAGCAUUUUUUGGAAAGUACCUCAAUGAAUACAAUGGGAGUUAUAUCCCCCCUGGAUGGAGAGAAUGGCUAGGACUGGUUAAGAACUCGCGUUUCUAUAAUUAUACUAUGUGCAGGAAUGGGUUCAAGGAAAAGCAUGGAUUUGAAUAUGAAAAGGACUAUUUUACAGAUCUUAUUACCAAUGACAGCAUUAAUUACUUCAGACAGUCAAAGAAGAUGUACCCCCAUCGGCCAAUAAUGAUGGUUAUCAGUCACGCGGCACCGCAUGGUCCUGAGGAUUCUGCCCCACAGUUUUCAGAACUCUUCCCUAAUGCUUCCCAGCAUAUAACUCCCAGCUACAAUUAUGCGCCAAACAUGGACAAGCAUUGGAUCAUGCAGUACACCGGUGCCAUGUUGCCUAUACACAUGGAGUUUACGAAUGUGCUUCACAGAAAGAGGUUGCAGACACUUAUGUCUGUGGAUGAUUCGAUGGAAAAGCUGUACAACAUGUUGGUGGAAAUCGGAGAAUUGGACAACACGUACAUCAUUUAUACAGCAGACCAUGGCUACCAUAUAGGACAGUUUGGGCUGGUCAAAGGGAAAUCUAUGCCUUAUGACUUUGAUAUCCGGGUCCCUUUCUUUGUGCGCGGGCCAAACGUGGAGCAAGGAUCAGUUGUGCCUCAGAUUGUGCUGAACUUGGAUAUUGCUCCAACUAUUCUGGAUAUUGCUGGUUUAGAUACACCUCCUGACAUGGAUGGGAAGUCCAUUCUUCCUUUGAUGGAUAUUGAGAGACCAGGGAACAGAUUACGGACCAAUAAAAAAAGCAAGAUCUGGAGAGAUACAUUCUUGGUGGAAAGAGGCAAAUUUAUUAGAAAGAAAGAGGAGCCAACCAAAAGUGCACCACAGUCCAACCAUCUGCCAAAAUAUGAGCGAGUGAAGGAGCUUUGCCAGCAAGCCAGAUACCAGACAGCUUGUGAGCAGCCGGGACAGAAAUGGCAGUGCAUUGAAGAUGUGUCUGGUAAACUUCGGAUUCAUAAAUGUAAAGGAUCUGCAGAUGUUAUGCCACUGAAGAAAAGGGCACGAAGUAUAAACUCAAAGGGCUAUGGGAGCAGAGAUUGUGUAUGUCCUGAAACAGACUAUAGACCACAUAGGAAUCCAAGAAAAAAGCAGAGGAUUUUCUUGAGACGAGGCAAUCCGAAAGAAUUCAACCCCCGUUUUGUUCACACCAGACAAGCCCGCUCCCUGGCUGUUGAAUUUGAAGGGGAAGUUUAUGACAUCAAUUUAGAAGAUGAAGAGAAUGUAGAGCCCCCAAAGACAAGAGUCAUCGCCAAGAGACAUUACGCUUCCGAAGAAGAAGUGGGAGAGGAUAUUGAUGAUGAUGAUGAAGAAGAGGAGGAUGACACAUUUACUUCCCCUAAUGAGGAUGAUGACGUCAUGUUGGCUGAUGGCGUGAUGGGGAUCAUUCAAUCUGCAUCUGUUAAAGUCACGCAUAAGUGUUAUAUUCUGACCAAUGAUACGGUGCACUGCGAGAGGGAAUUAUACCAUUCAAACAAAGCCUGGAAGGACCACAAAGCUUAUAUUGACAAAGAGAUUGAAGCUCUACAGGAUAAAAUUAAGAAUUUAAGAGAAGUAAGAGGACAUCUGAAAAGGAGGAAACCAGAUGAUUGUGACUGCAGCAAGCCUGGAUUUUACAAGAAAGAUAAAGGCGGGAAGGUUCAAGACAAGAUAAAGAGUCAUAUUCAUCCAUUCAAGGAAGGCGCUCAGGAGGUUGACAACAAGUUACAGAUCUUUAAAGAGAACCGUAGAAGAAAGAAGGAGAAAAAGGAGAAGAAACGACAAAAGAAAGGAGAAGAAUGCAGCCUUCCUGGACUCACCUGCUUCACUCAUGACAACAACCACUGGCAGACAGCACCAUUCUGGAACUUGGGGUCCUUCUGUACCUGUACCAGCUCCAAUAAUAACACAUACUGGUGUUUGAGAACAAUCAACGAGACUCACAAUUUUCUGUUUUGUGAAUUUGCCACGGGUUUCUUGGAGUACUUUGAUAUGAACAUUGACCCCUACCAGCUCAAAAAUGCUGUACAUACUGUGGAAAGAGGAAUUCUGAAUCAGCUUCACAUACAGCUGAUGGAGUUUAGAAGCUGUCAAGGUCACCGCCAGUGCAACCCAAGGCCGAAAGGGCUAGAAACAGGGGACAGCUAUGGGACGGAUGGGAAGGUUAACCUGCCCAAUUUCACAGAGGAUGUUGACUGGAAAGGACUGGAAGAUCUGUACAGUGUUAAUGAAAGCUUGUAUGGCUACAGAAACAAGUAUAGACUUAGUCCUGAUGAUUGGGCGAAUUACUUGAAGGAUGUAGAUAGAGUUUUUGCACUGCUGAACAAUAUCCCUAAAAAAGUUAUGGCAAAUUCAACUGCGGAUGAACGAACUUAUGCAUCCUCUGAUGCGUCAGCUCUGGUGGAAAUGUCCUCUGCUGACUCUGAAGAUGAAUUUAGUGGUGUAGCUGCGGAAGAAAGGGAACCUAAAACAGAAGCAAAUUUGAGCACAGUGAUAUUUAAUCACAAGAAAAAACUUGAAAACAAUCUCCCAGCGGAGAAAGUAAAGAACCAGGCACACUGGAGCUAUAGUAAAACCGAAAGACAGACUGAUCAAGUUUCUUUAGACACUUAUGAUGUGGACUUCAGUGGAAAUGGACUUGCAGAGUUAGAAUCCAAAAUGAAUUUGGACAUGCAGACUUUUAGUCAUACCCCUAGAGAAAUUCAGCAACGUCGUCUUGUAAAUGAAGAUAUAUUUCAAGACCAGGUGUAUCUUCCCAUUGACUUCUCGGCUCACCAGGUAAAAAAUAUCUCCACUGUGGAUCACUUAGAUGAUUCUGAAGACCAUGAAAAUAAAAAAGCCAGACCAGCAAAGGAUUAUUCUGGGGAAACAAAUACAAACUUGGAUAUGGAAGGCAGUGCCUCGUUCCCUCUUUCUUCUGAUUAGAACAAAUAUACUUUAGCAAAAGCUGAAACUCUAAACAGUGACUGUGGCACUUGACAUUCCAGUGCAUCCAAUAGAUUUUCUGCUUAUCACAAUAUGGGCAACGGCGUCUUCAAAGUCACUUCAAUAAGAUACUUGACAAUUAAUAUUUCAUAAAAUUUGAUGUUUUUACACUUUUUUCUUUUUUCACUAUUUGGGCUCAUAUGUGUCAAAUGUUUAAACACCACAGAUAAUUAUAUCCCCACUAUUAUAUAUUUUAUUUUCUAACCACUGGAAUUAGUAAACUAAUUUUGCACUUUUAUAAAGCUUUUAAGCUUGACCACCAUGUUUUUUCCUCUUUUUACUUUUAGUUCUAAACCAUAUUGUUGUGACCAGAAAAACAUUUUGGCGAAAGGUGCUGUACAACUUUGCUUAAUG